Messenger RNA from Emiliania huxleyi CCMP1516, 1686 nucleotides. RefSeq lists its product as hypothetical. Bases 332 to 922 code for a protein of 196 amino acids. The transcript is spliced from 3 exons. NCBI's taxonomy places the organism in Eukaryota, Haptophyta, Isochrysidales, Noelaerhabdaceae. The record is from RefSeq and is a predicted model, not a curated record.
CUUGGGCGCGCACGCAUGACGCCGCCGCAAGCGGGCAGCACGGAGCCGCCGACCUCGCCCGCGCCUGCGUCGUGUUCACGCUCAACUGUUUUGGCCACCUCGCCGACGGCGUCACCGGCGGCGCACCGACGCUCUUCUGGCUGGCGAGCAAGUUCACGCACCGCUGCCUGCGGCCGAACAGCGUCUUCCACGGCGAGGGCGGCCGGCUCCACGUGCGCGCCGUGCGCCCAAUCGCAAAGUGCGACGUGCUGACGAUCUCGUACCUCGGUGUCUGGGCGCACUGCACUGCGCCGCUGCGGAGGGGGCUUCUGAUGCGCACAAAGGGCUUCCGAUGUCGCUGCGAAGACUGCGCCGCGCCCGACGCGGGGCACGGCAGGCCUGCUGCUCGGCGCGCUGGCGGUGCCACGCGUGGGCGAGGAGGAGGGGGCGGCGGGGGGCGGUGCUUUCCUGCUGCACUCUCCCGCGGCCAGCCAAGGCGGAGGCGAGGAGGCGCGCGAGGGGCCUGGCGACGAGGCGCGCGAGGGCGGCUGGUGGUGGGUGUGCUCGCGGUGUGGGCGGCGGUUUGAUUCUGCGACGGUCGACGUGCCGUGCCGCGCGCCGGACCUCCGAGACAUUUCCGAGACACUUCCGAGACACCUCCAAGACACCUCCGAGACAAUUCCGUGCCGCGCGCCGGACCCGCUCGUAUCCAUCGAGACCUACGCGGCACUCUCGGAGGCGGAGGGCGUCGACGGCAACUAUGUGUGCGAGGGCCUCGGUUGGGAGUCUGAGAUCGUCAAGGAGCGCCUCCGUCUCUCCCUCGCACCGAAUGAGCAGGCGCAUCUCGAGUCGAUCAGAGUGGCCCCCCCUGGAGACGCGUCGUCGUCAGGUGGAGGGAGCGGAGGAGGGAGAGGAGGAGGCGGCGGAGGCGACGACGGUGUAGGCGGGGAGAGAGGAGCCGGAGGAGGCAGUGGAGGCGGGGAGAGUGCAGGCUGGCAAGGGGGAGGGAAGUGGCCGCUGCGGCUCGCGCCGGGAGGGCUGCUGAGCUGGGAGCGGGAGCUCGGCGAGGCAGUGCACAACCUGCUGCACCAGCUGCUGCCGGGCCGCGGCGGCGAGGCGCGCAGGCGGCGCGGCGGCGUGCACCCUACGCUGCGCAGCAUCGGCGGGAUGAUCCGCGCAACCGAGGCGGUGCUGGGCGGCGCGCACUGUGUGCCGAUGGCGCUGCGCGACCUGCAGCUCGACCACUGGCUCGACACGGCCGCGGAGGUGGCCGAGUCCGCGGGGGCGGCUGGGCCGGCAGAGGCGGCAGAGGCGGCGCUGCUCGACGCGCUGCGCGACGGGGGCGGCGUGAGCUUCGAGAGCGCGCUCGCCUUCUUUGGCGCGGCGUGGGAGGCGCUCGCGGCGCAGUGGGCGUGGCACUUGCGGUGCGGGCUGCUAAUGCUGCACGAGUCGGUGGGCGAGCUCCUGCGCGCGCUGCUCGAGUGGCGGCUCGACCGCGCCUUCUUGGCGGCCGACGCGGCGCGCGCCGAGGCGGUGCGAGCGAUGGUCGCCGCGUCCGUUGAGCGCGCCACCAUCGAGUACGGCGCGGCCUCCGACGACACGACAGAGCUUUUGGGCUUGUGGGAGCGUGUGCAGACGGGGCGGGGUGCAGAGUGACACACAUCGAGAUCUCUACAUGUGCAUGUGCUAGACACCGGUAUAUUUGUG